This is a messenger RNA of Monosiga brevicollis MX1, 2685 nucleotides long. RefSeq lists its product as uncharacterized. Lineage: Eukaryota; Choanoflagellata; Craspedida; Salpingoecidae. The coding region runs from base 1 to 2685 and encodes 894 amino acids. The transcript has 7 exons. The record is from RefSeq and is a predicted model, not a curated record.
AUGGCGGAGGAGGCGCCGACAACACCGGGAACGGACCUGGCGCUGACGGCGCGGUUGGGAGGUCAUGGCGGGGAUGAGGGGUUGGAGGUGAGGUGUGGUAGUCCUGAGCCUGCCACGCCGCGAAAAUCAGCCAUGGCGCGGGCGACCAUCCCGCCUCGGCCCACGGCACGUCCCCGGCUCCCGUCAGCUGCGUUGGUCGGCACUCGUGUGGGGAUUGGGGUGCAGUCUGAGAACUACACCCCGUGGCCUGCGGCACGCAGGUUGGAGCACCUUUUUGCUGAAUUCUGCAUUUCGGAUGGCAAUCCUUUUCCCGCCGUCCUGCCUCUCUUGCGCUUUCAUUUCGCCUCACGCGCCUCGGUCGCAUCCCUAUCGCUACCAGCUUGGCGCCAUCCGUUGGCAUUACAGGCGGCCUCUUGCCUGCCCACACACCUGGCAGAUCUGGCAGACUAUCGACGCAUUCACGACAUUGUGGCCUUUCGGCUGCAACCCUUGCGUUAUAGUGCUUGCCGUCAACAAGCCAAGCGCUUUCUCGGUGCCCACCGAGCCCUUGGCCUUGACCUCGACUUACUCGUUGAUCAUCUCUAUGAAGCAUCCGGACCACCCGCCUCGCCGCUGCUCGAACCAGCAGCCAUGACCAUUGUGCCCACCGACCGCACCGACGUGCAACUACUAGUUCAUGCCCGCGAUGCCUGGGAUCACCAGCUUAGUGUCACUCCUGUUCAGUCAUGGCUUUUGGGCAUGGGUGAUCUUGAUACCAGCGCAGCCAUUACUCGAGCAAGGCCAUCACCGCACGAUGGGGCUAGCGUUGCCCUGGUAUUCGACGACGGUGUUCGGCUGUGGCAGCCUGCACGCGUUGGCGACUCUGACGACGUGGUUCUGGACCGCAUCGUGGACAACUCAUUUUCCCCGUGUACCACGCGUCUGUUGCCCGACGAGGGUGGCCUCGCCAUGCAGACCGACGGUCGACCCGUAGAUGCCGUUUGGUCCGCACACCCGCGUCAACUGCUCAUUCUGCAGGAGCGUGCCCUGACGUUUGCAGACUUGCGACAACCACCCCGUCGUCGUCCUGGGGUGGUUCUCGAUUGGAUGGGUCCGAACGAGCGCUUUGUGGCAACGGCCGGGCAAUCAAAUGUUGGGCAAAGCGUUUUUGCCGCUGCGAGUACAUCCCACCUCUACUUGUUUGACGUGCGCUGGUGUCGAGAGCCCCUGCUUUGUGCUGGUCAUGAUCAUGACUCCAACCUCGCAGUUACUCCCGCUUGGACGGACGACGGAAGCACUUCCGACUUGGACGCAUGCAUGCUGUCAUCUAGCGCUGGGCGCUCCGCCUUUAUGUGGGACCAACUGCACGUGGCCGCUAGCUACGGCAAUGAGCCUGCACGCUGCCUUCAGUGGCGAGCUGCUGCCGCAAAUGUCGCGACCUUGGAUACUGCUGCUCCUGACUGUCGACCAGACUUUUAUGAUGACGUGCUUGGGCAGACCCUGGGCUCUGCUUGUCGACUCAUGCGUCCCAAGGGUCGCUACGGAUCCGACUGCCUCGAAAUGGCCGUGUUUGAUCUGUCCGCAACCGGCUUUCUCUUUGCCUCGCGGUUUUUGCAUGGCGACAACACGGCUCAUCAUCAGUACCGCCGAUCAUCCACCAAGGCGGUGCCCGUGGACGGCGACGACAUAGCCCUCGAUAGUCCUCAGGCCACCCCAACGCGAUCCCGCGAGUCCCGAGCCGCGGAAGCGCCCUGGCCCGUGCGCAUGUGGAGGCGGCUGAACAACGAGCUGAUUGCUGCCCGGUUGGAUGUGCGGCGUGCAGGCAUACCCACGGCCGCCGAGCCCGCCGCCCAACAACCAGUGGAAGACUGCACCAAGCUCUUCAAAUACUCAGUUGGAGGUGCCUUUUCACGUGAACGGGAAGUGGUCCGGUUGGAGGCAGCAACCCAUGUGCUGCAACAAGGCUAUGCGACCAGCAAUCAGGGGGCUAAUCAUGUGCCCAGUUCUGAUGCCCCUGUCGUUACGGCUGCUUCAGAGCCCGAGAAGGCCUUCUCUCCGCACCUGCAAAGCCUUGCAACACGCUUGCCACCCGUUGCCACGCCGCGUGAUUUAACAAGCUUGGCAGCAAUGUCGGAUAUUGAAGAGCUCCUGGAUGCACUGCCUGAACAUGUGAGCCGACCCAGUGCUGCUGCCGCAGCCAUUGACGAAGUGCAGCUUAUCAAAACAUCUCGGCUGCCGGCCUUGCUGAGCGUGGGGCGAGAAGCUCGGGUACAGGAUUUAGAUGCCUUUGCCGUGGUCUCCGAAGAUCUUGGCACGGACGAGCUUGGCACGGAGCAUGCACCGGCACGCCAUCCGGAGCUCUCUGAUCGCGCCCGUGCGUUGUUGUCACAUUUUAUCCUUGAUGAUGAUUCACCCCCUGUCGCCCAUCAGGCGCCGGUGAUUGCGCCCUCACCAGUGGCAGCGGGCUCGCGACACAGUCGUCGGCACAUUGGCCGACGACCUCCGCUGGCUGCAUCCUCCUUGGGCUCGGUGGCUCAGACUGCCACUCCUGUCGCCAGCGAGGCCUUGAUCGACAUGGCACAUGGGCUCUCCGGCUCGCAGGAAGUGGUUGUGCAGCCCACCCGAGCUGUGCUUGGCUCACAAAAAAGAUCGGUCCGGACGGCAACGCGGCGACGCAAGCGCGCCAAGGUGGGCGGGUUUGGCUAA